GUCUCCCCACACUGCUGCUGGGGGGACUUUUUAACCUAGGCCUGUGCCUGUGUAUGGCCUUCAAUUGAAGCUGCUUCUGCUCCGCCACUCUGCCAUUGGACUCUUGAUAGUUGUCUCCCCACACUGCUGCUGGGGGGACUUUUUAACAUAGGCCUCUGUAUGGCCUUCAAUUUAAGCUGCUUACGCUUCGCCACUCUGCCAUGGGCCCCUGUACCGCCUCCUCUUGCUGCUGCCAGGUCCAGAGUGUGUCAUGGGUCCCUGUACGGCCUCCCAUUGCUGCUGACUUCAUCGCCAGACUCUGCCAUGUGCCACUUUCAGGUCUCCUUACACUGUUGGUGGGUUCCAUUUUGUGAUAGGGUGCUG
Staurois parvus is the source of this 363-nucleotide messenger RNA. Lineage: Eukaryota; Metazoa; Chordata; Amphibia; Anura; Ranidae. The record is from the annotation of a GenBank genome assembly.